This is a messenger RNA of Triticum dicoccoides, 1781 nucleotides long. RefSeq names its product mitogen-activated protein kinase kinase 1. Gene Ontology annotation, molecular function: MAP kinase kinase activity; ATP binding. NCBI's taxonomy places the organism in Eukaryota, Viridiplantae, Streptophyta, Magnoliopsida, Poales, Poaceae. Gene Ontology annotation, biological process: protein phosphorylation; MAPK cascade. The transcript has 9 exons. The coding region runs from base 468 to 1535 and encodes 355 amino acids. The record is from RefSeq and is a predicted model, not a curated record.
CGACCACUGUCUGACUCUGUACUGAGUCUACUGACCAGGGCAGCCCCUCCUCCCUCCCCUCCCCUCCGUCCGCUAGCCGCCACGUCCCCGGCCGACCCCUCGCCGCCGGACCGCAUCUCCUCCCCUCACCUCCCACCUCCAGAUCCGCGCGCUCCCCGCCCGCCGCCGCCGGGAACUUUCCUCCGAGCUUGAUCCAUCCAGUGGCCGGCGACAGCGACCGACCGCCGCGCGGAUCGAUCCAGCGACCAACCUGGAGCACGGCUGCUAGCCGUCCCCUCCCAGUCAACCCAAGUCGCACCACGUGCCACCAUUUUGACCAGCUCCGCCGCUGCUAUUUUUCUCCCUAAAUUCCUCCCCCGGCCUUCCCUCACACCGACGGCGCCCCGGCCGCUCCUCUCCGUCCGUCGUGCCUCCGCUCCGCGUCCAUCUCCCGCCCCAGAAACCCUAGCCAGAGGGAGGAGGACACCAUGAGGGGGAAGAAGCCGCUCAAGGAGCUCACCCUCUCCGUGCCUGCGCAGGAGACGCCCGUCGAUAAGUUCCUGACUGCGAGCGGUACAUUCAAGGAUGGUGAACUGCGGCUUAAUCAAAGAGGUUUGCAGCUUAUCUCCGAGGAAAAUGGAGAUGAACAUCAAUCAACAAAAAUGAAGGUGGAAGAUGUGCAGUUAUCAAUGGAUGACCUCGAAAUGAUUCAGGUCAUUGGUAAGGGAAGUGGUGGCGUCGUCCAACUAGUGCGGCACAAGUGGGUGGGCACAUUUUAUGCCUUGAAGGGAAUUCAAAUGAACAUUCAGGAGUCAGUACGCAAACAAAUAGUACAGGAGCUCAAAAUAAAUCAAGCAACACAGAGCCCCCAUAUCGUCCUUUGCCAUCAAUCUUUUUACCACAAUGGUGUAAUAUAUCUUGUUCUGGAAUAUAUGGAUCGUGGAUCUCUUGCAGACAUAAUUAAACAAGUUAAAACCAUUCUGGAGCCAUACCUUGCAGUACUUUGCAAGCAGGUUUUGGAGGGUCUGUUAUAUCUUCAUCAUGAAAGACAUGUGAUUCACAGGGACAUAAAGCCAUCUAACUUGUUAGUUAACCAUAAAGGUGAAGUAAAGAUUACUGAUUUUGGGGUGAGUGCAGUGCUAGCAAGUUCAAUCGGUCAGCGUGAUACAUUUGUUGGAACCUACAACUAUAUGGCGCCUGAGCGGAUUAGUGGCAGCUCCUAUGACUACAAGAGUGAUAUAUGGAGUUUGGGCUUGGUAAUACUUGAAUGCGCCAUUGGCCGCUUCCCCUAUACUCCUCCGGAAGGAGAAGGUUGGCUAAGCUUCUAUGAACUAUUAGAAGCAAUUGUUGACCAGCCACCACCUUCUGCACCAGCAGAUCAGUUCUCUCCAGAAUUCUGCUCAUUUAUCUCUUCCUGCAUACAGAAGGACCCCGCCGAACGGAUGUCUGCUUCAGAACUCUUGAACCAUGCCUUCAUCAAGAAGUUCGAGGACAAGGAUCUAGACCUGAGGAUCCUCGUCGAGAGCCUCGAGCAGCCCAUGAAUGUGCCCGAGUGAGGCCGUCGCUCGGAGAGGUGAGGCUUUGCAGCGAGUUUCUUCCAGGGCCGCCCUCCUGACGGCAAUUGUGUAUUGCUGUGAACCUGAUGAAUGAGUGACCAGCCCCCCACCCCUGUAUGUGAUGAUGUUAUGUUGGAAAAUUCCCAGAGGAUUCGAAUGGAUUAUUAAUGUAUGGUAAUGAAUCAAGGCCCUUUUGAUGUGUGUCUUGUUAUGAAUGAAUGGAUCUGCUGUGGCUAGUUGCUUGUA